Messenger RNA from Thunnus maccoyii (southern bluefin tuna), 4715 nucleotides. RefSeq names its product kin of IRRE-like protein 3. Bases 598 to 3039 code for a protein of 813 amino acids. Gene Ontology annotation, biological process: cell-cell adhesion; synapse assembly. The transcript is spliced from 17 exons. The record is from RefSeq and is a predicted model, not a curated record. Gene Ontology annotation, molecular function: cell adhesion molecule binding. Lineage: Eukaryota; Metazoa; Chordata; Actinopteri; Scombriformes; Scombridae. Gene Ontology annotation, cellular component: cell-cell junction.
UGCUUUAAGAGCUCUAUGUGCUGAUAUUGCCCCUUGCUUUAACUUAAUUUCCAUUUUCAAUGUCAACAAAUACAAUAAAUAUUUUAUUGUCAAUAUGUACAAAGUGCUAAACAUUAUGUUACUGUCCCAUUAAAUGAUAAUGCAUGGCAGAUCAUCCAGGAGAUUUUUUGCCUCAGUCUAGACCAUCUAAAUGGCAGAGAGGCAGAUGAACAGGCGGAGAGAGGGAGGAGCCAGCCUCUUAAGCACUUUCCUCACUGACUGAACCAUAGAGAGAGUGAGAUAUGCAGGGAGGAGAGAGGGAGCUGGUGAACAAGAGAGCAGAGCCAGAGUAGUAAAGCAAGCCUGACGCACGGAGAGUGUACAGCAAGGAGGAGAGCAGAGAGAAAAAGAGAGACACUCAGCAGUGAAGACUGAAGGUGAAUUGAGAGUUAAGACAGAUAGAAAGAAAGGAGAGAGAAACAAGAAGACUCGGAAGAAGAGGUGCUGAGAGAGAAGGCUACAGUGUCUCAACUCACCACACUCUUUCUAUCCCCACUGGUAAUUCUGGCUCAUCGUCAGCAUCUCACAAGAAUACGUGUGUAUACUCUAUCUGCAACAAUGAUUUCCUGGCUGCUGCUUCUUCUUCUCUGCUGUUUUGCCAGCACCGGGAGCUCUGCUGUGUUCACUCAACAACCUACAGACUUGGUGGUAGUGGCUGGCCAGCCAGUCACCCUGCCCUGCUCCAUCCCAGGCUACCAUGGCAUGGUGCUCUGGCUGCGUGAUGGCAUGGCUCUGGGUGUUAACAGGGAUCUGUCAGGUUACCCACGAUAUGACAUUGUUGGAGACCACAGUAAAGGAGAAUAUCAUCUGUUGAUCCAGAGAACAAAGAUACAAGAUGACGCUUUCUUUGAGUGCCAGGCCAUUCAGGCAGCUAUCAGAUCACGACCUGCCCGUCUCACUGUGCUGGUUCCUCCUGAUGACCCAGUGAUAGUGGGGGCCCCGGUGGUGGGUUUACGAGCCGGUGACCACCUCAAUCUCACAUGCCAUGCAGACAAUGCCAAACCUGCUGCAUCUAUCAUCUGGAUCCGCAACGGUGUAGUCCUGAGUGGAGCCAUAUACUCGAAGACCUUGUUGCGGGAUGGUAAGAGGGAAAGCACAGUCAGUAUGCUCUACUUAUCACCCUCCAACAUUGAGUCAGGUCAGCAGAUCACCUGUCGAGCCUCAAACAAGGCAGCCCCCAACGGAAAAGAUGCGACUGUCACAAUCGACAUUCAGCACCUGCCCAUUGUCAACCUCACUGUGGAGCCGCAGCCCGUUCUGGAGGGAAACCUGGUCAGAUUCCACUGCGCUGCCAAAGCCAACCCACCUGUCAUCAACUACAGAUGGGCCAAAGGAGGCAAUGUGAUUCCAGACAUGUCAGGUGACGCCUAUGAGGUUCUUGUGGAUCACUCUUUUUUCACUGAGCCUGUUUCCUGUGAGGUCACCAAUGCACUGGGCAACACCAACAUCAGCAGGAACGCGGAUGUCUACUUUGGGCCGAGGAUGGCAGCAGAGCCUCAGUCUCUGCAGGUGGACCUGGGAUCUGAAGCUGUUUUCAAUUGUGCUUGGACAGGAAACCCCUCUCUAACCAUUGUGUGGAUGAAACGUGGCUCAGGAGUGGUGCUUAGCAACAAGAACACCCUGACACUGAAAGCAGUAAAGCAGGAGGAUGCUGGGAAGUAUGUGUGUCGGGCUGUAGUCCCCAGAGUGGGCGCUGGGGAGAAGGAGGUGUCGCUCACUGUGAAUGGUCCUCCCACUAUCUCUAGCACCCAGACUCAGCAGGCACUCCACGGAGAGAAGGGUCAGAUCAAGUGCUUCAUCCGCAGCACCCCUCCACCCGACCGCAUCGCCUGGUCAUGGAAGGAGACCGUUUUAGAGUCGGGGACAUCUGGACGGUACACUGUGGAGACGGUCAGCACAGAGGAGGGGGUGAUCUCCACACUAACCAUGAGUAACAUCGUCCCUGCUGAUUUCCAGACUAUCUACAACUGCACAGCGUGGAAUAGCUUUGGCUCUGAUACUGAGAUCAUACGUCUCAAAGAACAAGAGACUCUGCGACUGGCUGUCAUCAUCGGUGUGGCUGUGGGUUCCUUCCUUGCCCUCUCCAUCCUCCUGGGGACACUAGGUGCUUUCUGCUGCACCAGAUUCCAGAGAAAGGACGUCCAUCUGGUCAUAUCAUCUCUGCCUGUGUCCCUUUCACGCCAGAGAGAUGUGAAAACAGAGAAUCUCAAAGGAGUGGUUUCAGCAAAAAAUGACAUUCAAGUGGAGAUUGUCCACAAGGAUCACAAUGCAGCACGGGAGAAUGAGGAGCAUACGAGAAUCAAACAGAUGAUGAUUGACCAUAGUGAGUUCCAGCAGGAGCCUGUGCUGAAGCAGCUAGAGGUGCUCCAGGAGGAGGAGAAGGAGUUCCAGCACAUCAAGUUGAAUUUGGAAUACCGGUUGAAGAGAAGACACUUUUGGAUCUGCAAGCGUGUAUUCAUCCUGGCUAUAUGUGAGGAAAUAAGAGUUAAAUAUCCUGAUGUUGUCAUCUCAACAAAAAGAUCAGACCCCACAAAUGGCUACUACAGUGUCAGCACCUUCAACGAGCACCAUGUCAGCCCCGCCAUGUCCCCGGCCCCCAGCCAGACUCCUGACAUAGUACAAAGCCCACCCGCUGGAACUAUGACCAUCGGCAAGCAGCGGGUGCCCACUGGCAUGUCCUUCACCAACAUCUACAACACCGUGGGUGCCGGUCCCAACCGCCUGUAUGACUACAGCCAGCGCUUUGUCCUGGGUAUGGGCAACAGCUCCAUUGAACUAUGUGAACGGGAGUUUCAGCGGAGCUCACUCAGUGACUCUAGCUCUUUCAUUGACACACAGUGUGACAGCAGCGUCAGCAGCUACAGCAAACAGGACGGCUACGUGCAGUUCGACAAGGACAGCAAAACCUCGGCCUCAUCCUCCUCCUACUACUCACAGUCCUCCUCCCAGAACUCAGAACUUGCCAGGCCUCUGCAGAAACGCAUGCAGACCCAUGUCUAACAGCUCGUGGGACCUUGUCUGGGAUAAUGAAGAUGGAGGGGAUGUUCCAAGGAGUCAUCUUACCUACACAAAUGAGAUGCUUUUUCAGUGCUUAUUUGGUAUUCUAGCAGAAGGACAAAAACAUGGUUUGUAGUCACCAACUUUUGAAGCUAAACCUUGAUGGAGCAGCACUUCUUAAUUAUGAGCUAACUUAAAAAAAAAAAUUGAUGACAAUCAUUUGUUUGCUUUCUCCACUCAUAAAUUGCCAACAAAUGCAGUGGUUUGCUGCUGUCCCCAAUUUUCUUCCACUUUACAGACUGCCUUGACACAUGCACCUAGGUGCAGACUGAUGGUUAGUUACGGUGAGAAUAUCAGACCAAAAAAAUAAGAGAAAAAAUUACAAGCAUUUUUUUACUAAUGAGAAAACUCUGGAUGUUUUUUUCUGGUGAGCACCUCAGAGGAAAAAACUGACGUGAGCUGUUAUAGCAGCAAGCUCUGGUAGGUGUCACUCAUUUCCUGAACAUCAGUUACCACAACAUCUUGGCAACUUUUAAUGUUAACUACAUUAGAAAUGGGGUCUCUUUUGUAUAAUGUGCUGUAUGUUGUUUUGGCUCUUAAAUGGCUAUUAUUUUUCAGACAUUGUGAGAAUUUUUUUGACCUUUCCUUUGUGUAUGCUUUGCGAAGGAUCAUUCUUCAUGAACUGAUCACAGAAUGCACGGAGAGGUGGACAUGUCAUCUUGCGCAAUACACACACAAAGGCGACCUUCCGAUGCCUUCGUUCAGUUACCUUCUGCUUUAGAAAGGCAUUAUUUUCCACUAUUUUUCUCUCCUGAAAGGAUCUUAUGAUGUUUACAAGUGUAGCGCAAGGGUACUGAGAUAUGUACUUUCCCAUUUAAUGUGAGACACUUGCAGCUUGUGUGUGUACUGUAACUCUAAGAAGCACUUUCUAGCUGCCAGAGUAGGUUCCUCAUUUCCAUAUUUGGCUGUUACACUACAGCUCUGUAAUAUCCAGCAUUUGGUGUACUGUGAUUUGACUACUGAAUGGCAAGGGGUGAGGAUAAAGUGAGAUUAUUUCUGUCUGGCAUUUCUGAUCUUUUGGGGACUUCGAUGCCCACUGUUUUAAGUGAGCCAGGAUGGUAGAUCUAGAUACAAAAUGCUAUCAUUAGUUUGAAGCCUGACAAUUAAAACAGCUUCACUCAAGAACAAUGGCUAUAAAAAGAUGAGCAAACACAUAUACUACCACAAUUAUCAGUUUGAGUACUUCUAUGAGGAAAUGAAGAUAAGCCUAUCUGAAAUGAUCAAGGCUGCCACACAAUAAAAUCAUGCUGCAACAAGUGGAUCCAAAGGGCAGUCAGCCAAUACAAAUGACAGACAACACUAGCAUGACACCACUGAAGAAAACCAAAUAAGGUUAAAGAUUGUCAGGAAGGGAUUUGAAUGGAGUGAAGAAAGCACAAAGUGGUACAUGACAUAGCUACCCAUGUUCUACAAAUGAAUAUAACUGAUUAGCAUGGGUUGAUGUACUGUCAUAACUAAGCAAGUACAGAUGUAUUAGGCUCACUCUUACUGUGUAAAAAAAAUAAUGGCAUCACUGUCAUGUUUGGAAAUCCUACCUUACAUUUGGGAUUUCUGUUGUGAACAUAUAUUACUGUACUUAAAGAAAGAUUUUUUGCCAACAUUGUGUUUUGAUUAAAGAA